GUAAUUAUUUCGUUUAAACCUCCUACGCACUUGGCCCAAUCAUGCCGGCAGGUCUUUUGCUUAGAAAACUCUACAAAUAGAGUUAUAGAAAGCUUCGUUAAAUUGGGAAGCACAACCAUUUCCACAAUGACGAAUGAGGGUAUGAAUAGUGGAAGUGUUGUUUGUGUGACUGGAGCAGGGGGAUACAUUGGAUCAUGGCUUCUCAAGAAUCUCCUUCAAAAUGGUUACACAGUACACGCCACCCUCAGAGAUAUAGGAGACGAGAAGAAAUGUAGGCCUUUGUUGGAUCUGACAGGAGCACAUGAAAGACUGAAGCUCUUUCAAGCAGAUCUCUUGCAAGAGGGCAGUUUUGAUUCUGCAGUGGAAGGCUGUCAAGGAGUUUUUCAUGUAGCCAAUCCUGUACCUCCUGGAAACGAAUGCUCUCUGGAGGAUUUUAUUGUGACCUCUGUAAAUGGAGUACUCAAUGUUAUGAGAGCCUGCACACGGGCUAAAUCUGUUAGACGAAUGGUCCUCACUUCAUCUCUUUCAACAGCCUGUCCAAUGAAUGACAAGGGAGAGUUAGCCUGUCCAUGCAUUGAUGAAUCAUGUUGGAGCGAUGUAGAUAUUUUGGGAUCUCAAACAAAUAAAGCGGCUUGGUAUGGGGCUAGCAAGACUCUAGAAGAACAAGAAGCCCUUAAAUAUGGUGCUGAGAACAAGCUUGAGGUGGUUACCCUCUUACCAUCUCUAGUACUUGGGCCCUGGUUUACAAAUAUUCCAGGUUAUACAUCUCUCCAAACAAUAAUAGCCCUAAUCGGAGAAAAUGAUUUGUUAUAUGAACAAUUAAAAUCCAUUCAAUCCAUGACGGGGUCCAUUGCAAUAGUUCAUAUUGAUGACAUAUGUAAUGCUCACAUAUUUUUGAUGGAGCAUCCUGAUGCUCAAGCCCGCUAUAUUUGUUCUGGGGAUUCCAGGAGUAUCAAUUCCCUUAAACAGCUUCUCAGCAAACAAUUAAAUGUUUCGAUUAAGCUUGACGAUGAAGAACCAGUUAACAGAGAUGUGCCAAUUUCUUCCAAGAAAUUAUUGGACAUGGGUUUCUGUUACAAGUACAGUUUAGAGCAAACGUUAGAGGAAAGUGUACGAUGUGCCAUAAAAAAUGGGUUUUUAAAGUUGUAAUGCAAUAAUAGAAUGAUAUUUAGGUUGAAAAUAAUUUAAUUAGAGCUUGUUUUAUUAUAUUCAAGUAUUUAUUAUGUAGUAUUAUACAUUUUGUAGGAAUUUUCUUGUUUGAAAGAAAUAAUUUAUUUUUUA
Cryptomeria japonica (Japanese cedar) is the source of this 1281-nucleotide messenger RNA. Its product is annotated as putative anthocyanidin reductase. The coding region runs from base 127 to 1149 and encodes 340 amino acids. NCBI's taxonomy places the organism in Eukaryota, Viridiplantae, Streptophyta, Pinopsida, Cupressales, Cupressaceae. Gene Ontology annotation, molecular function: oxidoreductase activity, acting on the CH-OH group of donors, NAD or NADP as acceptor. The record is from RefSeq and is a predicted model, not a curated record. The transcript has 5 exons.